Molecule: messenger RNA, 1005 nt
Organism: Adineta ricciae
Lineage: Eukaryota; Metazoa; Rotifera; Eurotatoria; Adinetida; Adinetidae
Source: the annotation of a GenBank genome assembly
AUGUACGUUGCAUCAAAUCGACAGCUGAUAUUAAUAUUAAUACUCCUGAUUUGUUCCAUCGAUGAUUUUGGACAAGCCAGUGCUGAUCGUCGACGACGACAAGCCGCAGGUGAUAAUGAUCGAAAUCUAGCGAGAAAUCCGGAUGGAGUAAUGUCACCGAAGAACAUGCAAUUUAAUCCGGCAAAUAAUUUGAAUAAUCAACAACAAGUGAAUAAUAAUUUGCAAGCAGCAUCUCAAGGACAACAACAGCAACUCAUUCGUGGUCGAGGAUUUUACAGUAGUCCGAAUUUUAAACCACCGGCAUUUUCUGGUGAUAAACCGCUCGGAUGGUUUGACACGAAAUAUCAAUAUUGGGUUUCCAAUCAAGAUGGCCAAUCAGAUAAAAGCAAUGUGAUCGAUGGAAAAAAUGCACCGCCAAGCAGUCUGCAAGGUAUAGGUGGUUUACCUCGUCGAGAAGAUGGCGGUGCCUUUUUUCUUCAGAAGUUAGCGAAGCAAUAUGCCAGCAGAGGUGAAAAAGCAUUUAACAUUGGCCAAUUGAAUGCUCAACAAAGACGUGGAUCUGUGUGUACUAAUUUCCAGAAUUUUAAUGGAUAUACUUUUGGAAAAUUUCCGUGUCCAUUACCGCCUGGUUCAGGUAUGAAUCAACUCGAUCAAUAUUGUUGUGGACAGCCGAAUUUCCAAUAUUGUUGCAAUGCACAAGAAUUUAACCAAGAACGAUCUGGUGGAUACGGGAAUAAUGUGUACAAUGACAGACAACGUCAUGCGAAAACGUUACAUUAUUCGCCGGCAACUAGACGGAAUGUGUCUAUCUUAGUGCCUAUUGCUUCUAUACUUGCUGUUGCAGGAGCAGUGAUUCUCGUCUUUUUGUACUAUAAAAAACUUCGAAAUGAGCAAACUAAUGAUAAGAAAGCACUUGAAAAUUAUUCCGCUGUUCCGCUAGAUGCACCGGUCGAGCGACCUAUUCCUCCACCACGUGAAGAACAAAGAACAACUGUUCAGACUUAA